CAACCCAACCCAGUCGGUCAUUGCGCGACCUGCUACGCGCACCUCCAUCGCGCGCCGAUCGAAACGAAUUUAUGACAGAAACAUAAACGAGUGUCAGUGUUGUGUGUGACUACCGUAGGAUUUGGGUUGCGGACGUCGGCCGUAGUUAAGUUAUUCCGUUAUUUAGUGUGAACAAUGAAACUUUUGCACGCAUUCCAUAAUUAAUCUGUCAUGUGACCGCACGGUGGUCAGUUUAUAACCUGAAGUAGGAGUGAUGGUGAUCAAUAAUGCCGGAUUGGCGUUACAACGUGCUGUCGGCGAACGAAGCGUACAUAGACGCGAAGGAAACGCCGCCGCGGGACCCUCUCGCGGCUAGUUACCCGCGGCGCGCUGAUCGCACUCGACCCGCCCACACAUGCCCCUACACCACUAUAUUCCUAGGAGCACGUUCGCACCAAACUCCUCAUCGCUUGCAAACCCGACAGAGCGAUGCGGGUGACCCGUACGCAGACGCCUACUCCGUGGACCGUUCCUCUAAUCUCACCGACACUUCGAGCUUUGCCCACUACGAAGACUGCCGGCCGCAGUUAGAAGGCAUAGCUAAAGAUGUAGAUGACACAUAUACUGGAGAAAUAUUAACAGACGGAAAAGUGACACUGCAGGUGCAAAAGGUGCCAUACACUUCGAGCGUAUUUUAUGUGUCGGCAAGGACAGCUGCGAAAACAGAAGAAGUAGAAGGCAAUGAUUUGUUUGUAGUAGAAGGGUCAGAUUCUGAUGCGUUGUCCUCCUGCACUUGUGACAGCUUUGAGCGAUGCGAAUUUGACUGUCGGGAUUUUGAGCCAUUUUCCGACACAUGUUGUUGCGACCCACUCAGUGAUGAAGUUUGCAGUCGCAGCCCGAAAGAUGUUGAGUCGCCUGAAAACUUUUGUGAUCGCGUGGUCGAGGAAGAUAGGGUCUCAGUUCGCAGCGACAUGGAUGGACUCGAUCUAGCUCUGUUCGAACCGGCAGCAACCGACUGCCUCGAUUACGAAAAUGACCCUCCGGUACUUAAAAGCGCACCGAUACCGACUGCGCUCUGUGGAGUACUGUACGCGCUUCCGCACACUAGCAACGACACUGCUCCGAGCGCAGGCAGCGGCGCCGUUGUGGGUGUACCGCCGUCAUGGGAGCCCUUCUAUUGCGUGCUGCAGCAGGACAGACGGAUCCUCACCGCCUACACUAGCGAGGAGCUUGCUUCCUUCCCGGGUUUCUAUUUGGACUACAAGGCAAACAACAACAACAAUAAUAAUAACAACGCAGAAUACACAAGAAGUUUGCCUCGUGUCCGGCUCGAUGGCGGUGGUCAAGUUGCAAACGGUAACGCUGCGUCGCGACUUCGGUGCUGGGCUGCACCACCCUCCAUCACCGAGGAGGAAGCUGAGGACGAAAUCGAGGAAGACGCUAUCUCUUUGAGAGCGUUGCCUGUGCAAGACACAUCAUACGAGAAGGCAUGUCGGCGCGGAUCGGCGCCCAGCACGCCCGUGCCGGGGGCGCAGGCCCAGCACAGCCCCUCGCGGCUGGCCUCCUUCUUCUUCUCGAAGCGCUCCUUUCGCAACAACCCGCUCAAGCGGACCAAGUCAGCCACCAAGUUGGAGCGCGACCGGGCCCUGCAAGCUCCGCCCACGCACCCGGCCUCGCAUGCUUUGAGGACCUCCAGAUCACACGAGAGUUUACUAUCGGCGCACUCUCCUGCAGUUUCCACCAUGGAUUUGGGACCGCCAAAUCAGGUGGAAAUACGUGCAUUGCACUCGUCGGUGCUAGGCCGGCCGCAUUGCUUCGCCCUAAGCGCUGAGAAUCGCGCUCCUCGAUAUUUCGCGUGCGCCUCGAGAAAGGAACGUGACCGUUGGAUUUACAGUCUGCGGCAGGCCGCGCGGCCCGACGAGAUGCGCACGCGGCGCUGCGAGCGCUCGGUGAAACUGUGGCUGCUCGAGGCCAAGGCGAUUCCGCCCAAGAAGCGCUACUACUGCGAGAUAUUGCUCGACGACACGCUUUACGCGAGAUCAUCGUCGAAACUGAAGUCGGAGCUGUGCUUCUGGGGCGAGGUGUACGAGUUCACCGGGCUCCAGGCGGUGCGCGCGAUCAACGUCAACGUUUAUAGGGAGCCCGAGCGGCGCAGCCGCAAGCGGGACAAACACGCGCUUGUCGGCACAGUCCGCAUCCCGGUCGACGACGUAUCCUCCCGAUACCUCAACGAGCGUUGGUACCCCCUCUCCGGGGGCGACAAGCCGCAGUCCCCGGGGGGGCGCGCCCCGCCGCCCCCCGCCCCCGCGCUCCGCAUCAAGUGCCGCUACCAGAGCGUGGACGUGCUCCCGCUCGACCAUUACGCCAGGUUCCUGGACUAUCUCAAGAGGAAUUACAAGAGGCUAUGCGAAUAUCUGGAACCGCAUAUUGGCGUAAAGGCUAAAGAGGACAUCGGUUGCGCGCUGGUCCUGUGCAUGGCCGGCGCGGGCCUGGCGCCCCGCUACUUGGCCGAUGUGGUAGCCCUGGACGUGCGCAGGACGGGCGACCAUUCGCUCACUUUUCGAGGCAACUCGCUGGCUACCAAGAGCAUGGAGGCAUAUUUGAAACUCGUCGGCGAUCAAUAUCUGCAGGACACACUGAGCGAAGCGGUGGCAGCGGCCGCCGGUCCCGGCGCGGCCGAAUGCGAAGUGGACCCCUUGCGUGCCGGCAGCGGCGCAGCCCUGCGUCGGCAACAAACCGCCCUCAGGGACGCGGUCACUCUAGCCUGGAGGGCCAUAGCCGGCUCCGCGCCACGGUUCCCCCCACCCCUCAGGGACUGUUUCGCCACCUUCCGCGAGAGACUGAUUGCGAUGGGCCGAGAGGACAUUUCGGACAACUUGAUAAGUGCGUCCAUAUUCCUCCGCUUCCUCUGCCCUGCAAUUCUGUCUCCAAGUCUAUUUGGGAUUACUCACGAGUACCCUAAUGAGCGAGCCGCCCGUAACCUGACACUAGUUGCCAAGACCCUGCAGACACUGGCGAACUUCACACGGUUCCAGGGCAAGGAGGCGUUCAUGGAGUUCCUCAAUGACUUCCUUGAACAAGAGGCGCCUAAUAUGAAGGCGUUCCUUAGAUCUAUUUCGAUGCGUCCUCAAGAGCAAGCGCAGGAGGGCAGCAACCGCAACUCGUCGGCCUCGCAGAGCUCCGUGGAAGCGGUGGAGGCGGACCCCGAGUGGGCGCCGCACGUGGACCUGGGCAAGCAACUGGCGACUUUGCACGCGCUGCUGGUCGACAGCCUGCCUAAACUGCCUGGCGGGAGGACUCAGGAACUGGAGCCGUUGCAAGACAUCCUGGACGAGCUGAGCAAGCGACUCGCGAGCAGCGACAACGGCGUCACGCCGCACGUCGCCGACAACAUCUUCCGCUUCAACGACCCCACCUGCACCACCCCCACCAACAAGCCCGCGGAACCCUCCAGCGGCCAGAACAACUUCGCUCACAGCUCCCCUAUAAUGCCCAAGAGCGGCGUGCAGUUCAACAUAAGCCCCUCCAAAUCCAACGCCGAGGAUUCCAAGUACAAAGGCGCGUACGCCGGCAUGAAAUCCCCCGCCAACCUCCGCUCCGCCACCCUCCCCAGAAACGUGUACGCCUCUAGCCCCGUUCAAAACGUCAACCCCGACCGCUAUAGCUCGCAGUACAACAACCAGGAACAUUGCGUCAACCUUAAAGUCGUCCAGAUAGGAUUCGGUUCCGACCAGUACCCCAAAGGCAUUAAUAAUGGCGUCGGCGAGAGCCUCGAGCGCCGCAUGCAGGGCUACAAACCCGGCAACUAUCAAUCCACUCACUUCCACAACGCCAACUACAACGCCACCGAGCGGUCGCCCAGCUCCGACAACAUUAACCACAAUUAUUGCUCCAAUGACAUGCAAAAUCUCAUGAGGGACACGGCCACUCUCGAGGAGUUAUCAGACUUAUUGAAAUACGCCGACGAUUCUGAUAUCGUCGACGAGAAACUUAUUAUGAACAAGAAGACAUUGUCACAAACCCAGUCGAAUAACAACAACAAUGUUGUCGUUAAUGGGAAUAAAGGAUAUGCUAAUAACGGAUCGAACGUCUCUAUCAGCGGGCUCUCGAACGUCGCCAGCUCCGGGUAUCAAAGCAUAGCCACCUACAGCCAAAGUUCUAGUCCCGUAGAAAACGCCGCCCAUCACCAUCCACCUUACGAGAACGGCGGCCAGCCAAUGAGCCGGUACUCGCAACUUAACUACCAGAAGCAGAGGGACAAGCACUACUACGACAAUAAGAACGACAAGUUCUACCCAAAGAGCCAAGUGCAACAGAAAAUAGAGUACGACAUCCAAAAAUACGGCAUCCAGAACUUUACGAUGCCUGACGCCGCGCAGACCAACACGAGCGCGAACUCGAAGAUGGCUCCGCUCGUGUUCACAAAUCCCGUCUACAACAUGGAGGACAGCCGUCAGACUUCGGAGAAGAAGAAAACCAAUGAGAACAGGAAUUCCAAGCGAUGUCCCUGUGGCUCGUCCAGUUCAUCGAUAGAUGAGGAGGUUCUGAGCACGGACAACGUGGAAACUAACUCCGAGGAGGGUUCUACAAACUUCAACGACGAAGGUAGAAGCUACGAUCACCAGAACCGCAACAAUACCCACCGAAAGAUAACCAGAGAUAGUAAUUACGAAGACGUAUACCAAAGGAGCAAUCACAGCCAUUCGCCGCGCGUGCGCGACGACGAGUCCUCCAGCAACUCGCCGAGCCUGCGCAAGAGCAGCAAGACGCGCAUGCCGCGCACCAAUCCCAUGCUCUCCUACUCCACUAACCAAAACCCACCGAAUUACAAGCAUUUCGGUCAGCGCGGCGAGUCACUCUACGAGAGCAAGCCCCACCACAUCUCCACCGAGGGCUACCCCAUGAGCCGCUCCGAGUCCAAUGUCGAGGAGGUCAACAAGGAGAUGUACCGAUUACAGAUCUCACGGAGUCAGAAGGCGUUGAGCAAUAUGGACAAUUUGAAAGUCUCUCCAGAGAAAUAUUCGCUCGGCGACGCCGCGUCCGAAACUAACUAUCCCCUUGAUCGCGCGUAUUCAGCGGCUAAGAUGUCGAGCAGUCGUUUGAACGAGGACCUGGACAGGCACCAGGAGUAUUACCAGAGGCGGGAAUCGCCUUCCCGAAUGGUCUUUAGUCGAGAGUCUCACUCGAGCGAGGCGAGCGAGCGCGCCGGGCGCGAGGCGCGGGAGGCGCCGCGCGAGGCUCGCGAGGUCCGCGAGCCCGGCAGAGAGAAGCUGCAGAGGCGGCUGAGCCUGGAGUCGGCGCGGGAGCUCACGGACAGCUCCGACGACCUGGAAGACACGCUCUACAGCACCACAGGACGCCGCCGCAACAAGCAUCACAGGACCAUCGAACAGUACGAGCGAGAGAUCGACCGGCUAAAGAACUCCGUGGACCUGCUGCGCGGGAGGCUGGGCCCCGCCGAGCCCGGCCAGGACACUUCCGACACCAAGAUGAAAGCUAUUAUCACCAGGUUGAUCAGUGUGGAGGAGGAGUUGCGGCGCGAGCAGCGCAAGAUGGCGGCCGCGCUGUCGCACAAGCAGCGCGUGAUCGAGGCCCAGGAGCACCGCAUCGCCGCGCUCGACGAGGCCAACACGCGCCUGCUGUCCGCGCUAGUGCACCUACAGCAGCGCGCGCCGCACCCCGCGCACCAGCACAACCACCAGGAGCUACAAAUAUAAUCAC
This is a messenger RNA of Cydia amplana, 5700 nucleotides long. RefSeq names its product ras GTPase-activating protein raskol (gene raskol). Gene Ontology annotation, biological process: regulation of GTPase activity. The coding region runs from base 267 to 5696 and encodes 1809 amino acids. The record is from RefSeq and is a predicted model, not a curated record. The transcript is spliced from 19 exons. NCBI's taxonomy places the organism in Eukaryota, Metazoa, Arthropoda, Insecta, Lepidoptera, Tortricidae.